This is a messenger RNA of Brienomyrus brachyistius, 937 nucleotides long. RefSeq names its product vacuolar ATPase assembly factor VMA21 (gene vma21). The transcript is spliced from 3 exons. Gene Ontology annotation, cellular component: endoplasmic reticulum membrane. Gene Ontology annotation, biological process: vacuolar proton-transporting V-type ATPase complex assembly. The record is from RefSeq and is a predicted model, not a curated record. NCBI's taxonomy places the organism in Eukaryota, Metazoa, Chordata, Actinopteri, Osteoglossiformes, Mormyridae. The coding region runs from base 132 to 458 and encodes 108 amino acids.
UGAACGAAACCAAACGUACUGGCACGUGAUUUCACCAGGAAACAGCUGCAAGGUUUAUUUCAUUUUAGUGGUUUGUACUCAGACUCUUUGCUGUACUGCUAGGCACCGCCGUAGCUUACGAAACAGGAUAAAUGUAUUCCCCGGUGGAUAAGUCUGAUAAAACUUCGUUGAAUGCCAUGUCGACUCCAGCACAGGAUUUCAGAGGGAAUGAUGGCUCAUUGGUGUCCGCUUUGAAGACUCUGCUGUUUUUUACAGUCCUCAUGAUCACACUGCCAAUAGGGUUGUACUUUGCAUCCAAAACCUAUGUUUUUGAAGCUUCGAUGGGAAUGUCCAGCAAUGACAGCUACUUUUACGGGGCCAUCGUGGCCGUAGUGGCUGUGCAUUUUGUGUUGGCCCUCUUCGUAUAUGUGGCAUGGAACGAGGGCUCACGGCAGUGGAGAGAGGGCAAACAGGACUAGCAGACUGUCUGUUGGUUUCCCGGGCGACGGCCCCGGACAAGAACGCUGGAAGGCGAGCUACAUCAACAAUGUGGCAGAACGCGUAACCGAACCCUCUUCGAUGUCUAGUGAGGCUGUCAUUUAAAGGGGCACAAAGAGGCUUAGCGCUAAUCGGAACAACUCGGGGAGGCUUUAGGCAUUCGGUUUACCUAUAAUUCAAUUUUGUCAUCAAUGAAAUCCAAACACCAUCAAAAUUCUGUGCUUCUCCUGAUGAGAAAUUUCUACUGAUUUUGGUCUAAAGCUCAUAUGAGUUGUCUGACUGCAAUUGGUAAUGGUAUGGAUGGUACCAUUUAAGUUGAUAGUGGCUAGUCAUUCCUAAUGUUUUUAUUAGUGAGUGAUUUGUGUUUAAGUGAUGUAACUGUUUCCGCCAUUCUCGUGUUUUUCCAGAUGUUCCAUGCAAAGUCUUUUUUUGAGCAAUUAAAGAUAGUAUUUUAAAUUCA